UGCUCUCUCUUUGUUUAAAUGUGACUUACUGUAAACCUUUCAAGUGUUACAAAAGCCAGGAUACAAACUCUGAAAAUCAGGUUUGCCAUAUGAGGACAGUGUUUAUCUAAGAGACAAUCUAACCACUUUAAUAAACCAUACAAAUCAUUGCCUAGGGUAUUAUCUUUUGACAAGACAGAUGUUUUCUUAGAUUAACUAGAGAAAACAGUGAAUCAGCACAAGCAAAGCUGCCAGGAAUUCUUUCUUUCUGCAUUAAGGAGAAAGACUGUACUGAGAAGCUUUAUGAAUGGGUCCAUUAUGUAGAUUCUUUAUGAAAAGGAUGAGUUAGUUGAAAAUGAAUAGUUGGUGGUUAAUGUUUAAAAGAGCUUUAACGCACUGUUUGCUCUGUGAGAGAAAGUGAGAUGGAAAGUUAAUCCUGAACGACACACCCUGGAGUUAUUCAGGAGAGAAAAUGGAGGACAGCUGCAUGCGUUCUGGACCAGGCAAGAUAAAUAGUGGUUGCUAACGGCACGUCACCUCCGGCCAGUUUUGUUGCAUAAUAAGAAGCACAGGCAUAGUUUAAGACUCUGGAGGAAGAAGCCAAUCCAAGCAGCAGGACUGGUGCUGAGGAAUUUUUGUGAGAGUCUAGCUCAUAGAGUCGAAACCUUCAGGUUUUAUGUUGCCAAAGAAAGCUGAUAAAAGAAGCCAGCUGAGACAACAGCUCAAACGGUCCCCUAAAACCAUGGCACUGCUGAAAGUGGGCUGCACAUCAGACCGUCAGAGGGCUGAGCCUGUUUUAUUGUCCUCUCUACAUCUUGCAUUGGCUGACUAACCAAACACAGCACAACUUCUUUUCACACAUCACUGAAACAUCCUGGGUUCAAAGAAUCCCUUUCGGAGAUGAUCCUGUGCAGUCAGAUGAGUUUCGCAGUGCUGUACUGCACACUGUGGCUCGCCGCGCCUGCCGUCCUGCGCUCGGAGUUCAAGGUGGCCUACGUGACCGAGCGCAACGUGUGCACAUGUACGCAGGAACCAAGCUCCUGUGAGAAGAUGAACUUCAACGACUGCAACAACUGCAAGGACCAGUCAUCAGUGCUGCAGAGGGCCGAGAGCCCCGUUCAAAAAAAGAAUUUGACGGUGUGGUACACCUCGCCUCUGAAUGUGGCCCUCCUGCUGAACAACUCUGAGGUGCGGCACCUGACGCUGGUCCAGUGCAAGCCCUCUGACGACCAGCCCGUCCCGUUUGAGUACUUCACAGUGCAGCGUUUGGAGGUUCUAACGGUCUCUUACCCGUUCUGGAAGCAUGGACAGCGUUAUGAGAUCAUCAUAGGCAAGGACAGGGACGCCCCGUAUCAAGAGGAGGCGAGAAUCGCUGUCAUUCAUACCUCUGUGUUGACCGGGAAAACAGAGCUGAAGUCGUACACAGUCCAAACCAAAGUGGAUCACAGUGGCAUGAUGUCCUUCCCGGGCAUUUUUAUGUCUCGCAUCGCGCUUUCGGAAAUGUCCAGGAUAUUUGUCACUUUUCUGUACUGAGGGAGGCAUUAUUCCACAGCUGCACCAUGUGGAAUUUAAACUCUUUACUGUAGACGGAACAGUUGUUGUUGUCUCUAUAACACAAAUAGCUGUUAAUGUAUACAGAAGUGGCCAAAAGUGAUGUCCGGAGAGAAUAUUUGUUUUUUAAUGACCCUAUAAGUUCGAUAUGAGGAAAAUAUGGGUAACACUUUAGAAUAAUGGUCCGUCAUUAAUACUAUGCAGUAAGUAAUGCAGGACUAAUAAGUAGUACUACAUUAACCCUUCAGCUACUUCUAUUAACUAAUAUAGAAACAAGCUUAACUAAUCAGUAAGUAAUAUCGAAUUUAGGACUAAGAUAGUUAAUUACUAGCUAAUCAGUAAUUACAGAAUGAGAUUGGCAUCAUUAAUAACUAAUAGGUAACUAUGACAAAUUAUAAAGAAUUACAAAUUAAAGCUGCAGUCCGCAAUUUUUCCUCUUUGUCGCCAUCUCUUGUUUGAAACCUGCAAUUGCAGUCAUAUGCGGAACAGUUAUCUGCACGUGCGUUGUGCCUCGGCACAGGUCGUUAGCGCGGAUGAAUCCAAUGCUUGCUGUCAGUCACCGCACCGGUGGAUACUGUAUUUCAGAAUCACAGUUUCUACAUCUUGAAAGUAUGACCGAUAUAAGAAUUUUCACUGGAAAAUAUCAGCUGAACAAGUAAGUAACAUU
This is a messenger RNA of Megalobrama amblycephala (Wuchang bream), 2197 nucleotides long. RefSeq lists its product as uncharacterized. The coding region runs from base 880 to 1512 and encodes 210 amino acids. The record is from RefSeq and is a predicted model, not a curated record. NCBI's taxonomy places the organism in Eukaryota, Metazoa, Chordata, Actinopteri, Cypriniformes, Xenocyprididae. The transcript has 3 exons.